AGCUCAUAUAAUGUGUAUAUAUAUAAGUAUAUUCUUUUCUUUGUCUACAGUCAAAACACAACCGUGAACAUUUCUCAGUGUCUGCAAUUCCAACAAGGAGGUUUCUUGGUUUCUUUCAAUGCAUAGCAGCCAUGCCAGAGCUCUGUGAUCUGCAAAUCCAUGUGAAUGCCCAACAAACAUUCUUUGUGAAUGAGAAGAUUAUAUCAAAGUAUUCAGGGAGGUUGAAGAAGGUCAUCAAGCAAGAAAAGAGAAGAACCCAGAUCAAGAAUUCGGGCAUCGAUAUCGAUGACUUUCCAGGUGGAGCAGAUGGGUUUGAGCUGGUCUCAAGAUUCUGCUACAACCAUGGCAGGAUAACUGUAACCGUGUCAAAUGUGUCUCUCCUCCAUUGCUGUGCAGUCUUUCUUGGAAUGACUGAGAAGGUUUCACCUUGCAAUCUCUUGCAACAGACGGAGACCUUUCUUGAAGGAAUGUUUUACUGGUCAUGGAAUGAUAUACUGCUUUCUCUCAAGAGCUGUGAAUCAUUCUUCUCAUAUGUAGACUCAUCAGGUCUUUUGGAAAAGCUCAUAGGUGCACUUCUGGCAAAGUUUGCGCAGAAUUCAGACAUAAUCCUCAUUGCUCCAUCUUCUUCUUCUUCAUCUUCUCCUGAGACUACAUCAGGGUUUCAGUUCUCUUCCUCGACGAAGAACACUCCUCAAUCCAUCAGGCGCCGUUCAUCUAGCAAGGCAUGGUGGUUUGAUGAUUUGAGCAUUUUACCUCCAAAGAUUAUAGAGAAGGUCAUCAAAAGCUUAGGGGCUUAUGGCACUGAAAACAACAGCUUAGUCCUCACGAAAUUCCUCCUCCAUUACCUUCAGAAAACUGCCGUCCAUAGAAAAGGUUCAUUGAAUUCAAGGUCUGAGUAUGGUGGCCUUGCAGAUACAGUUGCAUAUGGGGUGAUUUUAUUGGGGAAGACAGCAUUUUCUUGGAGGGGUCUGUUCUGGAUAUUGAGGGUUGUUUCCGGAUUGGGUCUGAGCAGAGACUGUAGAAUUGGGCUGGAGAGAUUGAUUGGGGGGAUGCUUGAUCAAGCAACGUUGGAUGAUUUGUUGGUGUGCGGGCAUGAUGGGGGUGUUUAUGAUGUGAAUCUGGUGUUGAGAUUGAUUAGAGUUUUUGUUAGUGAUGAUGGUGUGUCCGCACAGAAGAUGAAGAAAGUUGGAAGAUUGAUUGAUAAGUACUUGGGAGAGGUGUCUCCUGAUCAGAAUCUGAAGAUCUCAAAGUUUCUCGGGGUUGCAGAAAGCUUACCAGAUUCUGCAAGAGAUUGUUUUGAUGGAGUCUACAGAGCUAUUGACAUCUAUCUUCAGUCUCAUCCUACUCUUUCAUUUGAGGAGCGAUCAAGGUUAUGCAGAUGCCUAAACUAUGAGAAGCUAACCCUGGAAGCCUGCAAAGACCUCGCGAAGAGCCCGAGAAUUCCUCCAAAGAUUGCAGUUCAAGCACUUGCCUCUCAGUCUCAGCAAUGCACCAUACCAACAACACAAGAAUUUGUAUAUGAGAGUCCCAUCAAGAGCCACGCCCAAAUGGUCUUGUACAAUAGCUUUGAUGCAGAAAGCGUCUCCGAAGAGAAUGAAGACAUGAGGUUGAACCUGCAAAGAAUGCAAUGGAGGGUGGUAGAGUUAGAGAGAGCCUGCAGGAAGAUGAAGGGUGAGAUGUCAAGAAUGGCAAGGAACAAGAUUUCUACUUCACCUGGUAACAAUAGAGCAUUGCCUAGACUAUGUUGACAUAUGGAGAACAUGCUUUCAAUUUGUAAAGCCUUGUGUUUUCAUUGUGAAUUUUGAGACAAAAUUGAAGUGUAUGUUUAAGGAAUUGCUUAUGAUUUUGUUGAGAGGAAUCUGGGAAUUCAAAGACUAUAUCAUAUACGUGUUGAGUUCGAAGAAUCCACAAGUUAAGAAUUUUGUGUUUGAG
Molecule: messenger RNA, 1932 nt
Organism: Vitis riparia (riverbank grape)
Lineage: Eukaryota; Viridiplantae; Streptophyta; Magnoliopsida; Vitales; Vitaceae
Product: BTB/POZ domain-containing protein At3g19850
Exons: 3
Coding region: 132-1748 (538 amino acids)
Molecular function (GO): protein binding
Source: RefSeq, a predicted model, not a curated record